AUGGCCAUCCGGCGGCAGUUCCCUGACGUGCACUGGGUCUGGGAAGGGGGCAUCUCCUUUGUCUAUGAAGUCCAUCCUCACAUCGUUGUCAAAGUUCCCAAAUCUGGCGACUAUGAGAGAGAACAAUUCCGGAAAGAACUCGAGAUCUAUGAGAUCUUUUCUCAUAAUCCGCCCUGCCCUUCCAUAGUGCAGUGUUUCUUCUACGCGGACAAUGGCAUCUUCCUCGAGUACAUGCGAGGUGCGACCACUAUUGGCGUUUUACAUUUCCAUCUACUAAUCGCCACAUUAGAUGUGACCCUGUGUUCCAGAAUACAAAAUAACCACAUUCGGGACGAUGAAACAGAUAUCAUUACUAAAGUGGAGAAAUUAGAGCCUUUGCCCUUGCGAAAGGAAUGGAUGAACGAUCUCGCUCAAGCCGUUGCUUUUCUAGAAUCGCUCAACCUGGCCCAUGGCGAUCUACGACCCGAAAACAUUUUACUUGAUCGGGACCGAUUAAAACUGUCUGAUUUUGAUAGUACGGCUAAGAUUGGGUCGGAAUUUGAAGCUUGUAUUCCUCCGUAUGGGAGAAUACUCAACAGCGACGAGCAGGAUCAAGGAGUGAGUGGGACUGCCGGUUCUCUAGGUGCUCGAACCGAACAGUUUGCAUUGGGCUCCUUGUACUAUUUCAUUAACUAUGGUUUUGAGGUUUAUGGUAAUCAACGCCUUACCGAGGAUUACAACAAGCAUGGACGCAAGGUUGUGGACUUGCUGCAGGACAUGAAAUUUCCGCAGUUGGAUGGUGAUCCGUUGAUUGACGACAUCAUCAACAAAUGUUGGCACAACAAAUAUGCCACUAUUGGGGAAUUGGCUGCACACACAGAGACGCUCCUUCCUGGAAGAAGCAAUCGGAGAGAUACUCAAGCCGAAAACACACCAGCCCGGCUAUGGCUUACGAUCUUGGGUCACCCUGUUCGUGGGUUCAGAAAAUUUCUUAAAUCUUGUUGGGGUUUCCUGCUCUGUCGCACCACCAGAGAGACAACCAAGCCAGAUGGAGCUAUUAGCGAAAUACCAGAUGGCUAUACCCUUGGCAUCGAGCAGCACGACUCAGCGAAGGGUUUCUCCUUCAAAAGAAAGUUGUGUCAGAACCUGGACAGGUGUGGACUUCUUCAUGUGCUCUCUUCAGACGAGCCAGAGCAACUUGGAUUCAAGCUCGAGUGGUAUAGGCAUGCCACAGGUUGA
Messenger RNA from Beauveria bassiana ARSEF 2860, 1218 nucleotides. Its product is annotated as protein kinase. NCBI's taxonomy places the organism in Eukaryota, Fungi, Ascomycota, Sordariomycetes, Hypocreales, Cordycipitaceae. Gene Ontology annotation, biological process: peptidyl-serine phosphorylation; peptidyl-threonine phosphorylation. The record is from RefSeq and is a predicted model, not a curated record. The transcript has a single exon. Gene Ontology annotation, molecular function: ATP binding; protein serine/threonine kinase activity. Bases 1 to 1218 code for a protein of 405 amino acids.